Abrus precatorius (Indian licorice) is the source of this 3320-nucleotide messenger RNA. RefSeq names its product serine/threonine-protein kinase BLUS1-like. Bases 67 to 2226 code for a protein of 719 amino acids. The transcript has 19 exons. Gene Ontology annotation, molecular function: protein serine/threonine kinase activator activity; ATP binding; protein kinase activity. The record is from RefSeq and is a predicted model, not a curated record. Gene Ontology annotation, biological process: protein phosphorylation. NCBI's taxonomy places the organism in Eukaryota, Viridiplantae, Streptophyta, Magnoliopsida, Fabales, Fabaceae.
GGUCAACCAGCCCAUAAAAACAUCUUCUUGUUUCACUCAAACACAACACAACAGCACACAAACCAAAUGGAAGGAGGGACUCAUCCGCGAAACUACUCCGCCAACCCCGCCGAUUAUAAGCUUCUAGAAGAAGUGGGUCAUGGCGGCACCGCCGCUGUCUGCAGAGCCAUUUAUCUUCCCUUCAACCAAGUCGUUGCGGUCAAGUGUUUGGAUCUGGAUCGCUGCAACAUCAACCUGGAUGACUUGAGCAGGGAGAGUCAGACCAUGAGCCUCAUAGACCACCCCAACGUGGUGAGGGCUUACUGCUCCUUCGCGGUGGGGCAGAGUCUCUGGGUGGUCAUGCCGUUCAUGGACCAGGGUUCCUGUUUGCACCUCAUGAAGAUUGCUUACACCGAUGGAUUUGAAGAAGACGCAAUCGGAUCCAUCCUCAAGGAAACUCUCAAGGCCUUGGACUACCUCCACAAGCAGGGCCAUAUUCAUCGAGAUGUCAAGGCCGGCAACAUUUUACUUGACAGCAACGGCGCCGUCAAGCUCGCCGACUUCGGCGUCGCGGCUUGCUUGUUUGACGCCGGUGAUAGACAGCGUUCCAGAAACACUAUCGUCGGAACUCCCUGCUGGAUGGCUCCGGAGGUGCUUCAACCCGGAAGUGGUUAUAAUUCCAAGGCUGAUAUUUGGUCAUUUGGGAUUACGGCGCUCGAGUUGGCUCAUGGUCAUGCACCAUUUUCAAAAUAUCCUCCAAUGAAGGUUCUUCUGAUGACCAUAAAGAAUGCCCCUCCUGGACUUGAUUAUGACCGUGAUAAAAAGUUCUCUAAGUCUUUUAAGGAAAUGGUUGCUAUGUGCCUGGUGAAAGAUCAAACAAAAAGGCCGUCAGCGGAUAAGUUACUGAAACAUUCCUUCUUCAAACAUGCCAAGCAUCCUGAACUCUCUGUAAAGAAAUUGUUUGCUGACUUACCACCUCUUUGGAAACGUUUAAAAGCCCUCCAGCUCAAAGAUGCUUCUCAACUAGCACUGAAGCAAAUGCCUUCUGCAGAAGAAGAAGCAAUGUCUCAGAGUGAAUACAAACGAGGAGUUAGUGCAUGGAACUUUGAUAUUGAUGAUUUGAAAGCUCAAGCUUCUUUGGUGAGGGAUGAUGAUGAUAUUGCAGAGAUGAGGGAAGAAGACGAAAGCAAAUUUUUCACCAAUUACAAGGCUGGUGCAGUUGAUUCCCAGUCUGGUACUAGCAAAAUGGAUUCAGAGAAAUUACUACAGCAUACAAUCACAUCAGAAGUAAUUGCUGCUGAGAUAAAACAGAAUGAGCAGAGUAAAUACUUGAACAAAAAGGAGAUUCUUGAAAGUGAUCUCCAGGAACCUAAAUUACCCAAAAAUAUUAUUUGGAAGAGAAAUGGAUCAAUUACAGAAGCAACAACAUCUAGUGUAGAGAAAGGUAUAGGUACGAGUAAAAUUAAAAGUCAGUCUGUGAAAAGUCAUCAAACCCAAAGUGGGCCACUGUUGCCAGGCACAGUUGUCAAUCAUUCUUUGUCAGGACGUACAUUAGAAAGGCUUGAGAACGGAAAUCAGUUGCCAGUCGAGAAAAAUAAUCGUGAAGCGCGACGAACUCCAAGUUUUAGUGGUCCAUUGAUGCUUCCAACUCGAGCUUCAGCAAAUAGUUUAUCAGCACCGAUAAAGUCUUCUGGAGGAUUCAGAGAUUCCUUGGAUGACAAAUCCAAGGCUAAUCUAGUACAAAUUAAAGGGAGAUUCUCUGUGACGUCAGAAAAUUUAGAUCUUGUGAAGGGAUCAAAACUGCGGAAAUCUGCCAGUGUUAGUGAUUGGAUGUUAGAUUCCAAACAAAUGCCAGUGGGUCAGGCCACCAAAGAUUCUGCCACCACCAAUAUCUCUGAAUCACUUCUUUUUGCUCAACUUCUAAAUCUUUGCCAGCAAACAUCUAUUCAACAGGAUCUUAUAAUGAAUCUGUUAAAUAGCUUGCAACCUGCUGAAGCAAAUGAUGUUUUGCAGAAUGGAAAGUUGCCACCAUUACCUCGCAGUUCAGAGAUCAACGGAAGUGUGGAUAGCGCAGCUUCAGAGAGGGAACGUCUUCUGCUGGUCAAAAUUUUGGAGCUUCAAUCUCGGGUGAUCAAUUUGACUGAUGAACUGACUGCUGAGAAGCUAAAAUACAUGCAGUUGCAACAACAGCUAACGGCUCUCUACAGUCAAGAACAAAAUGGGGACAGAAGAGAUGAAGUUAUAUGAAACCUGAUUCAUUCUGAUCUUCUUUGAAGAAGUACAUGUACAUUCAUUUGUAAGUGAUAAAUGAUAGAUGAUCUCCAUUCUUUCUCUCUGCUGAAGGAGAACUGCUUUUUGGAUAUUGGAAAAAGAGACACAUCUUCCCCGAUCUAAUUUGCCUUGCGAUCAAUAAGCUUCUAUGAAAAUCUAUAGGCCAGCAAGGGAAAUAUACAUACAUAUAUGAAAAAGCUAAUCUUAUUAUUUAUUUCAUUCAAAAUUCCGAUGUAACCGAAUGGAUCAUGGCAAAUGUGCACAACUUUAGCUGAUAUGAAUCAUAAUAGUAAUUUUGGUGCCAAAAAAGAAUGGAUCAUGGCAAAUGUGCACUAAUUGUAGGGUCAUCAAUAAUGUAACAUUAUGUAUAGACAUCUUGUCCCUAGACUUGAUGACCUGCUUGAUGCUUGUUUCAUUUCGUGGGUAUUGUCAAAUUAGGAUAAAGGAAGAAGAUGAAUGGAAGAAUGUAUUCAAAAUUAAAUAUGAACUGUAUGAGUGGUGUGUAAUGUAUUUUGGAUUAAUUAAUGUCUCAGGCAAAUUUCUUGAAAAAUUUGUCGAUGUAUAAGUUGAUGACAUUUUGAUUUAUUCCAAGAAUUUUGAAGAGCAUUGAAUAUCUUAAUUAUGUUUUGUAAUGUCCUUGGCUUGCUUAGAUAAGAGUAUUGUUUGCGCUAUUCAUCUAAUUUUUCUUAAUUUUGUGGUAAGUUCAAAAGGAGUAUAGGUUAAUAAAGAAAAAGUUAAGGUCAUUAGAGAUUGACCAAUCCCAAAUUCGUUUGUGAUGUUUGGAGUAGUAAGCUUCUAUAGAAGAUUAGUAAAUGAUUGCUUAUCUCAUUGAAUUUACUUACAAAAGGGUAAUAUAUGUUAAUACACAAUAUUUUCCUUUUGAAAAUGUUUAUGGAUUUAAUCCUCUAACUUCUCUUAGUUUGUUUCCCUUCUUCUUUAAUACAUAAGGAUGAAAAAGCUAAGUUUAAAUAUGUGAAAAAGCUCUAUAAAGCUAACAUGCUAACAAAGGAAAGAAGAAAGUUAUGUUUAAACUUCAAUAUUGAGUGUAAGCUCACAUGAUAAAAAAAACA